CAUUGCCAAAACCUUCGUUCGAUCAGCCUCGCGGGAACUACUGUUCCUUUCCCGCAACUCACAACACUCGGUCGGACUACGACGCCGUCGUGUUAUGAGCAAUGGCGUUCUCUGCUUCCGUGCAUGAUCGGCACCUCGACGAGAUGCGUUUCCGAAGCAUCGAGGGACAGCAAUUCCCCUCCUCCUCCACCUCCUACGCCCCGCUCCGCAACGGCUCCGAGCUCGGAAACCACAACCAGCCUCCCUCGUCGGCUACAGCCGAUGUGAGGGCUGGCCUUACGCGUCGAUUCACCGCCGACGCUAUGAUCACCCCACCUAUCGGAUCGGUGUGGGAUCAGUCCAGGCUCCCCCGCAUUCCCGUUUCGGAAUCCAUGGAUGACUCCCUCGGCGAGGAUGAACGUAAGAGGGUUCAGAUGUUGAUUCAACAGAAGCAGAUGGCAUACGAGUCCCGCCGCCAGGAGCAGAAGAAGUACGAGGCACGCAUGAAGCUUAUGGAGCUUCAGAACCGCAAGGACGAAGAGGAGAUUCUACGCAUGGCUCAGAACUUGGACCGCAUGGCCAUGACCAACAACCCCCGCGAUCGUGUUUCGCUGUCGGCAGGACACAGUGAGCCGACCACACCUCCGGAGUUUCGUGACGGACCUUACGGACGUUCCAAAGCAGCAAUGGCUCCCGCGUCCCUUUUGGCCACGCCCCCUACAGUUAGUAACCGUCUGGAUCAACAGCAACUGAUUACGCCCCCUUCCGAGGAUGUUCUGUCGUUGCUGUCCCAGAGCAACUCCAGAUCGGUCCCGGGAUCUCGCCGCAACUCUGACGAAAACCAGGCUCGCGGGACCCCCACUCAGGCUCCGAUCGGCCAACGUUCAAUGAUUAGAAAUUCCCUGCCCAACAAUUCUCUCGAUAACCAGAAUUCCAUGCAAUCCGGAACGUCUCGCUUUGGACUCGGCUCGAUCAACACUGCGGACUUUCUGUUUGACGACGAUCACACCGACAAGAGCAACGCCGAGAAGAAGACUGCCACCACUUCCCCGGACGUCAAAUCCUACCUCCAGAUGAUGUCCACGGACAAUAAAUUUCCCAUCCUGACGCAGAGCCAUCCCGGAAAGCUCUCUGCUUCUUCCGCAGCUCUCGAUCUAGCCUAUCCUGAGAAUGCAGGUGGCCAGAUGGAGCAGCAGCAGCUGUGGGGUCACACAACCUUCACUCGUUCCCAUCGUCCUGCUCAGCACAGCUUGCCUGUCAACAACUUCCCUUACACUCCUACCAGCAACUCUUCCCCCAAGGUUGUGCCGCAGACAGACUCUCCUGGCAUCCGUCGAUUCGAGCGCUCUUCCACCGACUUCCCCUUCUCCACCUUCAGUGAGAACCUGAGUGCCAAGAUCACGCAGACCGAAUCGGGUCAGAGCCGCCAAGGUACAAUGCCCAAGUUGCAGCCCUCCUUCUCGACCUCCGACAUCCCCACCAUGAGAGCUGCCAGCAGCAGCAGCAACAACAUGCAGAACAACACCUUCGGCAGAGGACCCAUCGACAGACAGAGACACAGCCGUGAGCUCUCGGUUACUGCUGCUAACAACUCGGCCACCAUGUUUGGUCCUCCUCUCUCUGCUGGCAUGGUCCACAUGCCGGUUAUUCCCAACACUGGCAUGGCUCCUCUGCCUUCUCCUGGUCUGUACGGAGCCUAUGGACACAUCAACCUCCAGAGCAUUAGCGCUGCUCCCGUGUUCCACACCACUCCCUACGGACCCCCCUACCCUCUCUAUAAACAGGCUGGGGCUGUCCCCGACUCCCCCCACCAGAUGCAGGGUCGUAACAUGCAGAAGAGGGGAAGCGAGGGUGAAGUCAACCGAUUUGCGAACGUCAAGCUGGAGACUCUUGUCAACGAGAUUUACACCCUCUGCAAGGACCAGCACGGCUGCCGCUACCUGCAGAAGAAGCUGGAGGAGGGAAAUCCCCAAUACGUCGAGAUGAUCUUCAAGGAAACCCACUCUCAUGUAAUCGAGCUGAUGACUGAUCCCUUCGGCAAUUACCUCUGCCAGAAGCUGCUCGAGUUUACCAACGACAAGCAGCGCACCGUUCUUGUGAACACUGCCGCUCCCCGCUUGGUUGACAUCGCCUUGAACCAACAUGGCACCCGCGCUUUGCAGAAGAUGAUCGAGUUCCUCUCGACUCGUGAGCAGAUCGAUACCAUCGUCCACGCUCUCGAGAGCAAGGUCGUUGAGCUCAUCCAGGACCUCAAUGGCAACCACGUCAUCCAGAAGUGCCUGAACCGUUUGAAGCCCGAGGAUGCUCAGUUCAUCUUCGAUGCCGUUGGAGAAAACUGCAUCCCGGUUGGAACUCAUCGCCAUGGUUGCUGCGUUCUUCAGAGGUGCAUUGACCACGCUUCGGGCCUUCAAAAGGUGCAGCUGAUCCAGAGGAUCACUGCCCAUUCCCUUGAGCUUGUUCAGGACGCCUUUGGAAACUACGUCGUCCAGUACAUCUUGGAUCUUGGUGAGCCGACCCUUUCGGAGCCCGUCAUCUUGAAGUUCUGCGGCAUGAUCUGCGAGCUGGCGAAGCAGAAAUUCAGUUCGAAUGUCAUCGAGAAGUGUAUCCGUGUUGCCGAGACUCCUACCAAGAAGAUUCUGAUUGAGGAGAUCGUCGCUUCUGGGCGCAUGGACGACAUGUUGCGUGAUUGCUACGCCAAUUAUGUCAUCCAGACUUCGAUCGACUAUGCCGAUCCGGUUACCCGUCAGAAGCUCGCAGAGGUCAUCAUGCCUCUUCUCCCGUCGAUUCGCAACUUUCCCUAUGGACGUAGGAUUCAGAGCAAGCUCGGAACCAUGAACGAGAACAAGAUGAACAUGCCGUUUCAGAACGGAGGAUCGCCGUCCGGACACUCGCGCUCGAGCUCCUACAAUCCUCCCCCUCAGAUGCGUCCGAACGUCCACAACCAGGGACCGAUGCGUCCCACUCCCGUUCAGCAGCACUCGUACCCGCCUCCGUUCCACCCCGAGAUGGGAACCCAGUUCCUCGUCUGACGACGUGUACGAUCUUUCUGUACAUGCGCGUACUGGAUAUCAACUGAGCGAAUCGACAACCUAUUUUUACGAUACCGUCCGACGAUGAACCUUUUCCUUUUUUCUUUUUUUUCUCUUUCAU
Molecule: messenger RNA, 3129 nt
Organism: Tricharina praecox
Lineage: Eukaryota; Fungi; Ascomycota; Pezizomycetes; Pezizales; Pyronemataceae
Product: armadillo-type protein
Exons: 13
Coding region: 102-3008 (968 amino acids)
Biological process (GO): post-transcriptional regulation of gene expression
Cellular component (GO): cytoplasm
Molecular function (GO): mRNA binding
Source: RefSeq, a predicted model, not a curated record